This is a messenger RNA of Brienomyrus brachyistius, 5077 nucleotides long. Its product is annotated as ras-specific guanine nucleotide-releasing factor RalGPS2-like. Gene Ontology annotation, biological process: positive regulation of GTPase activity; Ras protein signal transduction. NCBI's taxonomy places the organism in Eukaryota, Metazoa, Chordata, Actinopteri, Osteoglossiformes, Mormyridae. The coding region runs from base 360 to 2117 and encodes 585 amino acids. The record is from RefSeq and is a predicted model, not a curated record. The transcript has 21 exons. Gene Ontology annotation, cellular component: plasma membrane. Gene Ontology annotation, molecular function: guanyl-nucleotide exchange factor activity.
GGUCGCGCUCGCGUCGCCGCUUGACUGACAGACUGCAGAAGCGCGCGCUGGGGUGCGCGUGCGAAGUGGUAUCUCCAAGCGUGGUCCGUUAGCCCUCUCCCAGACGGACCGGUUCGGCCUCGCCGGGUGUCAAUGGGUAUCCCUUCACAUGCAGCCGCAGCUUAAGCGACAGCGCCCUCCGAGCUCCAGAAACCAGGGCAAGACGGGAAAGGAAUGGUGGAGGGGGGGGCGGCAAAGAGAGCUGCUCCCCCAGUCAUGCUGAUCUGACACAGAGCUGGGGUUUGGCGAGGUGCGCUGCUGCAGCGAUGACGAGGGUGACAAUGACGCUGCAGAGCUAGGAGGCAGAUGGUGUGGGAACAAUGGAGCUCCCCAAUGGCCAGUCAGGCGUCGGCGCUUAUGCUGCCACGGCCUCAGAGAGAAGCAGCAGCUCGGAGUCUCUCAGUGACAAGGGGUCAUCUGAGCUAAAGAAGAGCUUUGACGCUGUCGUGUUUGAUGUCCUCAAGGUCACACCAGAAGAAUAUGCGGGACAGAUCACACUCAUGGAUGCUCCAGUGUUCAAAGCCAUCCAACCGGAGGAGCUGUCAAGCUGUGGAUGGAGCAAGAAAGAGAAGCACAGUUCAGCCCCUAAUGCCGUGGCCUUCACCCGUAGGUUCAACCAGGUCAGCUUCUGGGUAGUCCGAGAAAUCCUGCAUGCUCAGACUCUGAAGAUCCGAGCCGAAGUCUUGAGCCUUUACAUUAAGACUGCAAAGAAACUGUGUGACAUUAACAACCUGCAUGCGGUGAUGGCUGUAGUGUCAGCACUGCAGAGUGCCCCCAUCUACAGACUGACCAAGACGUGGGCAUUGCUAAGCCGGAAAGACAGGGCCACCUUUGACCGGCUGGCAUACCUGAUGUCCAAGGAGGACAACUACAAGCGCCUAAGGGACUACAUCAGCAGCCAGAGUAUGACGUCCUGUAUCCCCUACCUGGGGAUGUAUCUGUCGGACUUGACCUACAUAGACUCGGCCUACCCCUCCACCGGCAGCAUCCUGGAGAGUGAGCAGCGAUCAAACCUGAUGAACAACAUCCUGAGGAUCAUCUCUGACCUGCAACGCUCCUGUGAAUACGAUAUACCAGUGUUGGCCCACGUCCAGAAGUAUCUCAGCUCUGUUCAUUACAUCGAGGAGCUUCAGAAGUUUGUAGAGGAUGACAACUACAAGCUGUCCUUAAAGAUUGAGCCUGGCACCAGCACCCCUCGCUCCGCAGCCUCCAGGGAGGACCUCGCAGGUCCGGAUACAUCCUCUCCCCAGUGUGGCCGGAGAGGAACCUCAGCAGACGGCGCCUUGGCCAAAGGGCCGGCCACGCCCCCUUCACCACGAAGCCUCAUUCCCUACGGACACAGGAAGUGCCGCAGCCUAGGAUACAACUUCAUCCACAAGGUAAACACGACCGAGUUCAAGAGCGCCACCUUCCCCAAUGCCAGCUCCAGGCACCUGCUGGACGACAGCGUCCUGGAGAGUCACACAUCCGCCCGGGGCCAGGCAGAGAGCUCCACACUAUCCAGCGGCAUCUCGCUCGGGAGCAGUGACGGCUCAGAGCUUAGUGAGGAGAUGUCCUGGCCCGCUUUCGAAAGGAACUGCUUCUAUCACUCCCUGGGCCCUGUGACCAGGGUGGCUCAAGUUCCUUACAGAGGAGCCCAGAAAGCUGGCAGCUCUGCGGAAUCAGAGGAGCUGGCCAUACACCUGUUCCCAGGGGCUGUGACGGUACAGGGGGUCCUGCGGAGAAAGACCCUGCUAAAGGAGGGGAAGAAGCCCGCGGUAGCAUCGUGGACAAAGUACUGGGUGGCUCUGUGUGGAACGCAGCUAUUCUACUACCCCGCCAAGGCUCUGAAGGCCACGCAGAGAAAACACUUCAAAUCCACCUCCAGCAAGAGCGUGUCAGUGGUAGGCUGGAUGUCCAUGAUGGCAGACGACCCCGAGCACUCAGAUGUCUUCUUGCUGACUGACUCUGAACGCGGAAAUACUUACAAGUAUCAGGCGGGAAGCCGGGCGAAUGCUCAGCUGUGGUUUAAGCACCUGAGUGCAGCCUGCCAGAGCAACAAGCAGCAGGUUCCUGCAAACCUGAUGUCCUUCGAGUGAGCAUCCCACCCACGGAGCCCGCAGCAGUGUGACGACUUCGCCUCCCACUGCCCUUACCAGAGCCUGCCCACCUGCCACUGCUGCCUUAAGGCUGGAGGGGCUUUGCCUGCUGCCUCUGGCUGGAUUAACCACUGACCACAGGACCAUGCUGCCCUGCAGCUCCAAAAUGCUGCUUUAGGCCUGUUUCCUUUUCCUCGUAAACAUGUGGGGACCUUGGAACGGAUGCGGAUCGCAUCGCGUGGGACCUCAGUGUCGUCUGGCCUCCUCUUUGCUUGCCAGCUGGACCUAGCCUUCCCAUUACCGUUUCUUUUUGUCCUGCCCGUGUUGCAUUGUAGACUAGUAAAUGGGCCCAGGUAUUGGCCCCAGAGGGACGCCUGCUUAGUGGUGCGCACUAAACCUGGGGUGCCUGGGAGAAGUUUACGGAGCAAACACCAUUUGUCCCUCUGAAGCCCUUCCUCAUUGUAGGGGUUGAGUAUUUUCACAGCUGGUUGCUACUGAAGAAAGAAGCAUGAAACAGGAUUUUCAGUUGCCAUUUUUUGGGGGCGCCUUUUGCUUUAUUUGUGAACGGACUCGUCGUUGCAGCUUUUUAAGCACUUUCGGAAUAUUCAAAUAUUCAGUUCUCUUCCUUUAUAAGUAUACACUCUCUGGGUAAAUUUAUAAAUAAGAAUUCAAAUACUGUAGGUACAAUGUAUGUUUUUGUGAUCACGUUUUGAUUAGUUCAUUCAUUCAUUUUUUUUAGAAACUUUUUUUUUCUGCCAGCAUGAAUUCCUUCAAUGAACAUUUAGAUCAAACCUUGUUAAUGAGACCUUCACAGUGAGCAGCUGAAAGACUAUGGAGGAUUGCGAGUGAGUGAGCGUGUUUCACGAGGAUGAGUGAAACAUGAGCUCUGUGACGUACCGUCACCUGUAAAAACACACGCUUAUCAGCUACACAAAGUACAGACGUUUCCUUUAUCUUUUACUUAGCUGUGUUUGAGUGUUCUCCAGUAUUAUUUUUUUACGGGAAUAUUGUUCAUGCAUUCGGUUGUUUAGCUAUUACAUUUAUUUGCCAUUUGAGUGUCUUAUGUACCAUUUCUCAUUACUUGACUUUUUUAAAUGUGCAUUUGAUAUGUUGAUCUGUGACAGCCAGCACUCACCCUGAUGGCCUUCGCAGGGCGGUCUGGGCACAUCACAUGUAGGAUCAUACAAACGUCAUGUUCUUCCUGACGCUAUUAAGCAAUGUUAAGCUGACUUCAGACCCUAACGUACGCAUAGACCUCAACAACUCAAGCCCUGCUAGUUCACUAUGAAUUUUUAUUUUUAAUGUAAAAGGCACAAAUCCUUAUAUCUAUGUUUUUCAAAUAUUGCCGGCAUUUUGCUUCCAUUUGUGAAUUUGAAUUUGUAUCUUGGCAGUCAAAUUGGUGUGAAUUACACUUUUAGGGGCUGGGUGCUUUGUGGACAUUGCAGUAGAAGAAAAUUAUAGUUAUUUUGAAAAUGAAUCCAAGGGUCGGUUUCACUAUUGGGCCCCUGAGCAAGGGCCUUAACCCCAAAACGCUACAGGGAUUGACUGACCCUGCACUCUCAAAAUGCACAUUGCUUUGGAUUAAUGGCUCUGCUAAAUAAGGAAAAUGUAAAUAUAAGAUAUAACAUGAAUAUUAUGCAACACAAAUUGGCAGUACAAAAAGCAAAGUAUUUAGAUUUAGUUUUAGUUUUUUCUAUGAAAUUGUCAGGCUCAGAAUUCUGUAGACAGGUUCAUUUGGGUGCCAUGAGGGUUGCAGAGAGGGAGCAGUGAGCACCAGGACACUAGAUGAGGCAGUAAGGCAGCCAUUGAUUGGAUGAUGUCGGGGGAGGGUGGGGUCAAAAAGCCGAGCGUGUGCAUUAGGCUGUUGUGUUAUCAUUUAGCCCAGUGUACGCACAUGCCAGUGCUUGUUUCUAAUUGAGAUUUAACCAGUAGCUCCCAGACCCAGUUCGCUGUGAGAUAUUGUGUGUUAUUCUGUUUGUGCCAAGGGCGAGUUAGGUAGCCUCUCCAUAAAAUGUCACUAUGGACACCAUUUCUCCAAUGCGUCGUUCUGAGUAAAGCAACUCUGUAGGUAAUUUGGUGCAUCUCCAGCAUGGUAACAAGAAAGAGAAAAGGAUACCUUUAAAGGUGUAAAUGAUCUACAAGGGAUCUGUGAACAGGCCAUGCUUGGCCCCUUACUGCACCGGCUUUGUUCAGUGGUUAAAAGGGGAGUUUGUGGUGAGUAGGAGUCCUGACAUGACACUGAGUGAAGACCAGGGGUACCUGCACUAACCGGAGAUUUGUUGUAACUUCUGGGACUAUUUGCACACCAGACACAUGAAUGGAUUGGCUUUUAAGGAGUCUAAAUAAAGACAUGGCUUUAAAUAAUAAAUCCCCCCACCCCAAUUCUAGUAAUAAUUUGUCCAAAUCUUAACAGAAUUUUUUUCAUGAAGUUUAUGUUUGUGAUCUACAAAAUACAUCUACAGAUGCACAUGUACAGUCACGCCUGUGCUUGACAGAAAUGCUGAUGUGUACAUUGUGCUGCUUGCUGCCCAUUACUGAGCCUGAGAUUGGCACGUAAUGCUGGACUGGUUAGUAACUUGACCGAUGAUUGUGUUACUGAGUGUCAUCAGGCUGCCGAGUCACCGUCAGUCACCUCCCUGGCCUUCCAGUCUCACACCCAGAUGGGUGGCUGCCGGGGUCAGUGUUUCACACAGGCUGUAUGUCCCAGGUGAGCACAAUGACCUUUGAACUGAGUGAUGUGCUCAUGGGUACAAGGCAGGUCAAAACAAUCCUCCUUUUUUAAGUUUGGGUUUUUUUUUUUUAAUUCCUGAAAGUGGAAUGUGAAGAUAAAAUACCCAAAUAUGUAUGAGUGAAUAAACAUCAUGAUAUUGUGUUUGCACAACAGUAAGCAUUUGAAGAUUUUAGGUACAGGCCUGACUAGAUUUUUCCUACUGAAAUAAAAAUGUACUUGGAUUGUUGAA